Messenger RNA from Mercenaria mercenaria, 1041 nucleotides. Its product is annotated as beta-1,3-galactosyltransferase 5-like. The transcript has a single exon. Gene Ontology annotation, cellular component: membrane. The coding region runs from base 1 to 1041 and encodes 346 amino acids. Lineage: Eukaryota; Metazoa; Mollusca; Bivalvia; Venerida; Veneridae. The record is from RefSeq and is a predicted model, not a curated record. Gene Ontology annotation, molecular function: hexosyltransferase activity.
AUGACACGGCGAUGGAGAUUAGAACCCUUGAGGAAUCUAUUAAAGAUUCGAAGAAGGACAUCACCAACUUUAACGAUAGCGAUUUUCUUUACACUGUUGUUCGCGAUGAGUAGUUAUAAAAUUACUGACAUUGUUCUUGACCAAAUAGCAUAUCCUUACAAUAUGUACCAAGGCUAUCCAUUAUCCAUUUACGACCAUCCCUAUAACAUCAUCACAAACAUUACAUGUUUGGGUAAUUCGAGAAUCAACAUGAUCAUCGUUAUUCAUUCUGCAGUAACAAAUUUUGAGAAACGUGCAUUAAUAAGACGGUCAUGGGCCAAUAAACAUCUACUAUCCGGGUACGGCAUGAGAGUCGUUUUCGUCUUAGGUCUGCCUUCACAUAACGAGAUACAAGCUCUUGUCCAUCAGGAGUCUUUGUACUAUAACGAUAUUAUACAGGGAACCGUCUAUGAUUCAUACACAAAUAUAACUCACAAAGCUGUUCUGUGGCUGAGAUGGGUAAAGGAAUAUUGUCCAAACGCGCGUUUCAUUCUCAAGCUUGAUGAUGACGUUUUUGUCAACGUAUUUUCGUUAUACCACAACUUUUUACCAAACUAUAAGAACACGUCAAUGAAAAUGUGGUGUGAAAUUAAGAGUGCUGGAAAACAGGCAAUUUCAAGAAUGAGAGGAAAGAAAUGGAGAGUUGCUAGUCAUGAGUUAAAAGGUUUACAAUACUAUCCGCUAACACUGUGUAGAGGAUACUUUGUGAUAAUGACACAAGACAGUAUUGGGCCGAUGUACGAAACAGCAAAACAUACACGUUUCUUUUGGAUUGAUGAUUAUUAUGUGUUUGGAACGUUAGCAAAUUCUACAGGAGUGAAACAUUCUUCGCUAGUACAGUUUCUUAGCAAGGAAAAAGAAGCUUUCCGAUGUUUUAAAUCGAGAAAACAAUUAUGUCCAUUACUAGGCGUUUUGCUUGAAUUGUCAGAUGUCAAUGUUAGUAUGGAGACUCUUUGGAGAUACGCAAUUGACCAUGUAAAAAAUGAUUUUAGCCUGGACUGA